AUGAUGAUUUCAGAUGCUGACGAAGACAGCUGCAUUUCAACUUCAAAAUGUGAAGCAACCUCAUCAGACAUUAAUAAUGAGACAAAAACCUGCAUUUUAACUGAUGAGAACAAAUAUGAUGCAAAUGGAGUGAAUGAAACAAAGGGAGAUAAGCCCACUAAAAAGUCUUCCACUCACCCAACAGUUCUUCCCCUUGUUUGUAAGAGAAAUAAUUAUCAGCAGCAGGAUAGUGCUUUGAAACAUUCCCAUGAAUCGUAUGAUCUCCAAAAGGAAUCAAAUUUAGGACAAACGUCUGAUCAAUAUGAAACUGUUGUUAAACUGACUAUAAACAGUAAAAAAGAGCAUAAUUCGGAUAAAAACAAAGGAAAAGAAACAGAAGAAGUCUCUGGUUGUCUUAGACACAGGAAACCCGUAGAUUCAGACAAAGGAGAUAAAAAACAUGUGACACGUCAUAUAACUUAUAACACUAAAGCUGGUGAGAAAUUAAAGUUGUCACAUGAUCACGGCAAUAAGGUUAAUUUGGAUGUGAUAGCUCUUGAACCUGUUAGAAGUUGUGCUAGUUUGUAUGUUAACUUUGACCCCGCAUCCGUGGUUUCAUUUUCCUGUGAUACAAAUGAUUAUUUCUGUACAGACUAUUCUGGUGAUAAACAGGACAGUGAUGUGUUUUUUGGAAUAAGUGAGAAGAAUUUUCUUGGCUUGGAUAGUGAUAGUAUUGGAGAGUUUGAUGAAAGUAUAGAAGAUGAAGAUACUGUAUUUGAUGAACUUGGUGCAACUAUAAAUGUAAAUACAGAUCUGAAAGAUGAUCAAGAUGAGAAGGAGCCUAUAAAUGGAAGUGUAAAAGGGAAGGGUGUUGAUAGACUGAUUGAAUCCAAAUCAAAAGACGAGAGACCUUCAGACAAAGUUCUUUCAACUGAUAGUCACAUCAAGCAUAUAACAGACAAGAAUCUCAACAAUCAAAAUCAAUGUGGUGUUAAGAAUGAUGUAAAGGUAAAGAAGAAAGAAAACAUUGACAAUGCAGAUGUAGAGCAGGAAAUUUCAGAGGCCACAGAGUGUAAACCAGAAGAGACUGACUGUGUGACAGAUAUUGUUGUUAAGAGAACAGAUGACAGAGUCGUUACCAGAAGAUCAGUGAACAAACCUCGUAGUGCAUCUUUAGCCAGAGUUUCACUACCAUCAAAGCAGACAGACUGGGAUUCUGAUAAGCCUCGUAGCGCAUCUUUAGCCAGAGGUUCACUACCUCCGAAACGGACAGACUUCUAUGUUGGUAAACCUCGCAGUGCAUCUUUAGUGAGAGUUUCACUGCCUCCGAAACGUACAGACAGUGAUCUAUCCGGAUGUGAGUCCUUCUAUUCCUUGGAUAACACAAGUCUCACAAGCUGUUCCAAUCCUGCCAUAAACAGGAUCAAGAAAACUCUCACCUGGACUCCAAGAGUUUUGUCGGAGGAAAAGUUUGCAAAUAGUUUAAGCACAGGGACAUUUUCUGAUGUAGCAAGUUUCUAUACAGCUGACACAAGUGGUACAUUCUUUUCCGCGAGAUCUUUUCAGCUGGACAGUUGCGAUAAUUUUCAGACUUGUGAAGACUUCCAGCAGUAUGCGGAUGAGCAUAUAGAACCGAAGUCUAAGCUUACAAGAGCAAAAGAGGUAUUGGUUCGUGGAAAAGAUUUUGUUAAGGCUAAGUUGGACGACUAUCGGCACAGGCUACCAAACUUGGUUGGGCGAGCAGAAACAUUUCCAAGACAUUUAUGCCACAGAAGUUGUGGAUUUUCAUGUGUACAUGUUAGAAAGGAUGUCUCAGCUUACAGUAUACCAGAUGUGAAUAUCGGUAAAGGUAUUGAAGUAAAACAAUCCACAACAGAUGACGAAAAGAAAGAAGAGAUUAAAGAACCAGGAGAUGAAAACUUUGAAAUGAAACAAAUCACUGCAACAAAACAAACAGCUGAAAAGACCAUCUCGGAGGUGUUAGGUGAACCAAGUAUUUCUUGUCAAUCAAAAGGGGAUACCAAUUUGGAAAAUGUAGCCAAAAAGAAAGGUUCAGAAAGGAAUGUGGAGGGAACUACUAUCACAAGAGUAUGUCCUCCAGAGGUGGUGAUUAAGCGAAAACAUGCAGGGAGCAGGCAUGAGGAGGAGCAAGAUAUGGGGAAGGGGGAGAGAGGGAGCGCAGGGUCAGGCCAGGUUGGAAAGUUGGAUGUCAGUGACCUUUUUGAGCUUACAGCUGAGGACUAUGGCAGUGAAUCGGAGGAAUCUGCUAAUAAUGAAGGAUCAGCGAGAAGAUCUGAGGACUGUGGAGAGGCAGGACACUCGGACAGACUUUCCCAACCUCACUGGACAGUGAAAAUGGACAGUGAGGCAAGGGAGACUACUAUAGAUGAAGAUGACUUGCCAGCUGGCUCAGAAGCCGGGAACAUAUUUAAGCGGCAAAAAGGAAACAAGGACAAGGAGGCCAAAGGUGGGUCAGAUAAGCGUCUACGCUGGCGCUCAGCCGUGGAGAAAACCCAGGGGUGCAGUUUAGCCUCCAGUCUCAAUAGCAGUGUGGAACAACUCUUAAGUCAACGAGAAAUGGAUCCGGAAACAAUGCUUAGCAACUUGGGGUUUGGGGGUGAGACAAACUCCGUGGAUUUCUCCCAGAUACCCGACCGGUUCCUACAGCACCAGAAGUUGAUGCAGGAAGCCAGUCUAAAACAAAUUCUGCUGAAUCAUCCAGAAUUGCAACAGAGUUACCUCCCUCUAUUGGCUGCCAGCCAACAUCCUGUUCCUAUGGCUAGUUCCACUCCUCUGUCCCAGAGUCCUGCAGUGUACAAGAGGUCAGACAGGGAACCAGACAACUUUGAUGUCACAGAUGGGAAAAGGCGUCAGACAGGAAGUUCAAAAGGCUCCAUGCACACGUCGUUCCAGAGCGUGAUGCGGGGGAUGAAGUUUAUUAACACGGCACAGCAGCGGGUACACGCCCCGUCGUCUCCUGAUGAGGAAACGAGGAUCAUCAGCUCUAUGCCGAGUAUCCUUGACUUCAAGAAUCGGCAAGCACUUGCCAGACAAGGUUUCUAUGGUGACCAGUACUUGUUACAUGAAAAACAUGACCUCAAAAAUGAACCCAAGUCUCGAAAGACUUCUGCCCUCUCUGCUGCAGAAAAACGAAAACAAUUCGUUGAUAGAGUUAAAAGUAAGAGUAAAAACUGGUCCUUUACUGACGAAGAUAUCGAAGAACAAUCAGAGGGAAGGUCUCGCCAGCGAGAAUCGGUCGAUAGCUGGGAUCGUGGUCUGGUGCUUAAAAGUUUCAGUGAUCGAUUUAGUUCUGAUUCUUCAAUGGAGAGUAAUGACUCAAUGGAUGAAAAACAAAAGCUUAGGAGACAGAGUUCAAUAAGUAACUUGAGAAAACAAUAUCAAGAUACGAUUCGUCAUAGUAUAGAUCACGGUGAUUCCUACCCAGUCUUUACCUUAGAUGAAGAAAGUGACCCAGUAGAACCCCACCGUGGUAUAACUGAACUUCGUAAACGCCAAGUUGAUGAUCUUAUGUUAUCAAAGAUUGAUGAUGGUGACUAUGUGGCAGAGCCGUCGAAAAUACGGGAAUUUCGAGGGGAUUCAGCCCUUAUCCUUGCUCAAAAAUCCACCCAGUCAACUCUGGUUGGAUCUCCUGUGACGCCUAGAGAAUUUAACUAUUCAUUUGACGAAUCAUUGCGAGAUGGGAAAGAGGAAUUUGAUUUUGAAAGCCCGCCUAAUUCAAGCAGAAAUAAGAAAGUGAAACUGAAGAACGGCGUUAGUAUCGUAAUUGAGGAGGAUAUUUCGGAUGAAAAUAAUGCUAUUCAAAGGGAGGUAAAUCCUCAGUUGCAUAUCACAUCGAAUCAUGAAUUAUCUGCCCAGCCAAUGAACCAUAGGUCGGACUCUUGUAACACUCUUGUAGCACAGGACAGUAACUAUGAAAACGACCUUGUGGAAAAUGGUGACCUCUCCUCACGACACGGAGAGUUCACUGAGGGUCAAGGUCAAGAUCCGUAUCAGUCAGAUGCUUUGUCAGAAUCAUCAAGCUCCCUGAUAAGUGGAGGAACAGUGAUUAGAGGAUAUUCUCCCCGUGACUUUGAUGACCUUUCAAGGUCGUCAGGUUCAUACAUUGCAGAGCAUCAUCGUCUUAAACCAAAAGUCCCAAAUCCCCCGCAGGAGUCCUUUGAACUUGAGGAGAUUUCCAGCGCAGACACGCUGGACGAUCUUGGUGGUCAACCACAGAGAAACAAUCAUAGAAGAGGUCCAAUGGAGAAGUCACUGAGCACGCACUCGGACAGUUCUGGAUUUGCUGACCUUGAUAUGCCAGGGGAGAUCACUUACACCGACUCUAGCAGGACAAUGCCAGCCCAUUCGCUUGAAACAGCAGAAAAACACACAAUGCUUGAUACCAGUCGACUACUCAACGUGACCAAACAUCUCGUUAGAAGUGGGGACAGUUUUGAUGACAAGGAAAACAUCAACCCAUCUCUGGAGUCUAUCACAUACUCUUGUAAAACUGCUGCCAAUGAUAAGGCAGUGACCUUCACUGUAGACAUUCCAUUAUCACCACAGCAACAGCCAAUCACAUCAGCCGACACAGUCAGCCAAUCACAAUCCAGGAGACAUCCGAGAUAUGUUUCUGCUUUGAAAUUGGACAUGGAACUGUUAGGAGACAAUGUCAGUGUAAAAAGCUCAGAUAGCAGUGUUAGAAUAAAGCCUGCAGGGCCUGUGACCUUCACAAAAUUGGGGUCAUCUGGGAACAAUGAACUUGACAUUGAGGGCACAGGUUGUGAAAAUUUAAAUGAAAGAAAUGAUCAUUGGCCUACUAAACAGGACUUAUUGUUAGAUUUGAGCUUCACACAAAGUAAAGAUAAUAAUGUUAGCGAUUUUAAAGCUUCGCCUGACCAAUCCGAUUUUGUAACGAAACAAAAAGAAAACAUUAUUCAAAGAAAGAAAUCAAAAGAAGCUCUUGUUGCUGCCAAAAAUCAGACUGCUGACUGGCUGCUCAACACUGGACAUGGUGAUCUGUCAAGAAACCAAGCCCGUAAUGCCUGGGGCUCGACCCCCGAUCUGAAACCAAAAAUGCCUUUUUCAUUCCAAAAUAAUCCAAGGAUGAGCAGACUUAAACAUGAGGGCCAACAUUCGUUUGAUAUUCUUUUAGACAGGAACGGUCAGCCUGAAUCCACUUUAGGGCGGUCGUCACCGCUUAUCCAACAGCGCUCUGUGGACAGUGAACAUCCCAUUAGUCCACAAAAAUCUAAACCAACCUAUCAAAAUGAAUCGUUCAGUUCACUGCAGAGUAGCGCAGAAUCAACCAAUAAAAAGCCUUUUUUGAAGAAUCUUGAUGUUUCUGCCUGCUCCUCAAUGGAUGAAAGUGUAAACUCCUCUCGGCCAUCGUUAAUUGGCAGUUCAGCCAGUGUAUCUGAAGACUUCCUUAAUUACCUGCGAUUGGCUCGGCUUGUGAAUGGAGCAAGUCCUAUCAUGGAUACUGUUCCAAAGAUGCCUAACAUGAAGUUCAAGCCAAAUUUCCACCUGAAGAACUGGACACGACUUCCCAAACAAAAGAUGUUGGAGGAGGAGACUCGUCUGAUGCAGCAUGCUGUACAGCGCUACAAGACGGAGCUUUGCAUCAUGGAAAACAUGCUCUUCAGUCUGUACAGCCGCGUACAAAAAGAUCUGAUCCCUGAAGAAAGGGCAGAGGUUGAAGAGCUGCAGCAAUUGUGGAGCCAGGUUCGAAAGGAAGUUAUCAAGAUGGAGGAUCUCCUUGCCGACCGUCUGCAUUCAGUCCUUGCUGGCAAUAACAGCUACAGUCCUUUAGAUGCAUUGGAGAUAAUACAGACGAUGAUUGAUUUACUGCGUGAACAGCUGUAUCAUCAGCAGAUGUGUAUCUGUCGGGACGUUAGUUUCUGUGAGGACGAUGACGAAGAUGAGCUUUUACCCAUCAGUCCGUCCGUACCAUCAACAUCUGGGUCAGUUGAUGGCUCGUGGAUGUCUGAGAUCUCAAAUCAGAUGAUCGAUUUGAAGACGAGUCUUGAAACUUCGCAGGAGACACAGCGUCAGGAAUUGAAGGAUAGGAUUGCCGAGCUCAAGAAUGGACUUCUUUCCGAGAUACGUUCAGAAACCAUGUCUUCAGUGCAAAACUCCAAAAUGCUUGAGCUGCAGCUACAAGCCCGAGAAAAUGAGGUUCGCAGGCUCAGGAUGGAACUACUUAUGCAGAGCGUUAAUACGGGUUCCAUCAGACGUCAACCGGUCAAGGAGAGCGAUGUGUGACCACAGAUAAAAUAGUGCCAAAAUAAUUUGCUGCUAUGGAACUUAUUAAGCAUUUAAGAGAAUAGUUGCUAUUAUGACAAUUACCAAGCUGCAUUUGUGCUUCCGAUUCACGUGUAAGGUUCUUUGUUUCGUAAACCAAAUAAAUCAGCCAAAAUGUUCAGUCAUAUUUAUAUCAGCUUGAUCUAAAUGUGCAUGGAUGCAAGUUAUAGAUGAUGAAAUCAUCAUCAGUAAAGACUUUCUGUUUUUGAACAGAUUUUCAAGUAACAAUAUUACGAACAUCGUAUCGAAAUUCAUCAGAUCUUACACUCAAUAAUAAUUCUAUUGUUAUUCUUUUUUGCAAUAAUUUUAUUGUUUUUUUUGCGAAGUUCAGUUAUAUCUAAAUGGGAUAUAUUUUUAUUUUUUUAACAUCAGUCAUUUUAAUCUGUUUAAUGUUUGUCAAAGUAUGUGUGUGUUCUGUAUAUACAUGUAUGUCCUGAUUUUAUAUUCUAGAGUAUAUUUUUACUUGACCAUGUUACUACUGAUAUUCGUAUGUACAUGUUCAAGCGUUGUUCGGGUAGUUUGUGGCACUUUGACAUAAAAAGAAAGCAUGUUUUUGAAAAUAUUUGAAAUUUGGUACAAAUGUAGUUGAAGGAUCAAACGCUACAUCUUGAUUUCUGGUGUCCAUGAUGUGUGUCCAUGACUUUGUUCAAAACCAUCUCAACAUUUUGGAAAAUGGUAUAAUUACUACAAUAUGAAGAUACCAUUUUUUGACAAGGUGAUUUUCCCAAAAAUUAUUUUUAUGUUAAAAUACCGCAAACUUUCAGAUGCUAACGUUUUCACUCUUCAAAGUUUUCUCUAGUCUUUCUAUAUCUCACUGUAUCAUUUAUGACAAAUCUUUCUUUUUCCUUCUUCUCUUUUUCAAUCUAUUUUAUAUUCACCAUUCUUUGCAAAUUAGUCAGGCAUCAGUUGUCUUUCAAAGACUUGGGUGACUUACAAUAAGAUUUAUUCAUAAUUUGUUAUGCAUGUCAUUAGAUCAUUAAAGGACAAUUAAAACAAUCAUAGUUUGUAUUUUCAGUGUAUGAUAGCACAUGUUUGGAAAAUCAUAUCCAUUCACCUUAAUACCUUAGACAAGGCAUAAAUAAACUUAGAAAACCAUUUAGACAUGGCCACAGACUAUUUGGUAUAUUUUUCUCUUUUCUUCUAUGUGUUCAGUGUUAAAUGUUUUAUUAGCAAUGCAUAUCAUAACACUUAAGCUAAGACAUUCCAUAUUUUAAUGCAUGUUUUGUUUCUAUCAAUUCUAUUCUACAUUUGAAGCUGGUCUUAACAAUCAUAAACAAUUACACAUAUAGCUCAUAUAUUGUUAUUGUAUUUCCAUAUUUAGAAUUUUUAAGUUGCCUUGAUAAUGUGCAACGAAAAUUAUUACCAAGAAAGGACUUGGAAUAUAACACACAUUAUUAGAGAAAAUUUCUGAUAUACAUGCUCAUGUAUGGUGUAUAUUCUUUGUCUUUCUAAAGCCUUGCUCCUACUUUUUUUCUAGUCAUUUAUGUAAUUUGUAAACAUGUACAUAAUGUCUAAACUGGAAUGAUGGAUUUAUUGGUUAUCAUUAUAAUCAUAAUAAAUGAAUAUAUAAAAAGGAUAUAUAUAUUUUUUAUUGAUUAAAUAUCAUUGUAUGUGUACUGUGUACAUGUACUUUACUUGGACUUACAUUUACUUAAGUUGGACCUAUAUGCAUUUUAAUUUGACUUACAUGUACUUUAUUUGGCCUUAAUGGAUUUAACUGGACCUACAUGUAUUUUAAAUGGACCUACAUUCAUUUUAAUUGGUCCUACAUGUAAUUUAUUUAACCAUAUUAUAAUUUUAUUGGACCUACAUGUACUUUUAAUGAACUUACAUUCAUUUUAAUUGGUCCUACAUAUACUUUAAUCAGUUCUAGAUGCACUUCAAUUGGUCCUACAUGUACUUUAAAUGGACCUACAUUCAUUUUAUUCAGACCUACAUGUACUUGAAUCAAUCCUAGAUCGUUGCACUCCUAUUGGUCCUACAUGUACUUUAAUUGGACCUACAUGUAGUUUCAUGGAACAUGUAUGCACCUAUUGACUUAGGUUGUUUUAUGGUUAAGAAGGCAUUUUAUACUUUUUGUAUACAUUUACUAUGAAGAUAAUCUUUUAAGACAUAUUUUAGACAAAGUAUCAGAGAGACAAUGUUCUUAUCAUGCCAAAUACAGAUAUUAGCAAUAGCCAUGUACAUUAUAUACAUUUGCUGAUUUUACUAGAGCUGUUACUUCACUUUAUGAUAUAUGUAUGAAAAAAUGUUACAUGUAUGUAAAAAAAAAUGUUGCUUGUUAUGACAUCAAGUGUUGUUAAAAAAUCUUUGUUUUCCAAAUUUUAAAUCUUAUUAAAAAUUUAUUACAGACAUUUAGACAUUGUUUCUGAGCUUAAAUUUACUUUUUCUAUUCGAUCAUGACAAUUAUUUACCCGUAUAUGACACUCAAAUAUGGUCAUACCAGUCAUGUAAAAUAUACAUAUUUAUAUAUGCGAUACUGUCAUCUUACUUCCCUUUGGGUGUACAGCCAAGAACUGUAACUCUUGCAUUCCCUUGAUCGUUCUCUCUUACUUCCCUUUGUUGUAUUUUACCUGUAUAUUUAAUACUAAGGCUCCAUGUUACUGUUUUUGUACAUUUGCAUUGUUAUUUGUUAUAUUUUGAAUAUUACUGACUUUUGUAGGAGAAAUAUACGCAAGUAAUCGAGAA
Mya arenaria is the source of this 8970-nucleotide messenger RNA. RefSeq lists its product as uncharacterized. The transcript has 16 exons. The coding region runs from base 1 to 6243 and encodes 2080 amino acids. Gene Ontology annotation, molecular function: signaling receptor binding. The record is from RefSeq and is a predicted model, not a curated record. NCBI's taxonomy places the organism in Eukaryota, Metazoa, Mollusca, Bivalvia, Myida, Myidae.